CUGCUGGGUCAGUGUUAUAUGCUGUCUAUUAAUAAUUCCAUAGUCAGAGCAGCCACAGCGGAGGCGAAGCGGGGGAAAUCCACAUCGGCAGUUCUCCUUUUUUUAACUCUUCAUUGGACGAUCCAUCGCCUAAAUUAUGUGACAUAAACCCACUUCAACUUUCGUUAUUUUUUUUUGUGUUUGUUUUUUUUGUUCCCCCCAAAUCUACCUUUUCAUUCGUCUUUUGCGACCUUUAUUUCCACACGUGCUAUUGUCUCGCUCCCCUUUCACACCGCUGGCACUCGGUCACCGGCUCCGCCUGGGCACUUCACAGCGGUCAUCCGUCUGCGCGGGGCGGCCGCGGCUUGUGGGUAAACACGGAUCGGACCCCGCCGGCGAGGACUCCCUCCGGUGCAUUGAUGCACCCGUUUCAGUGGUGUAACGGGUGCUUCUGUGGUCUGGGACUGGUUUACGCCAACAAGUCGUGCACCAUGCAACCCAUCACAUUCCAGGCCCUACCUCUGAACAUCUACAUGGUCAUCUUCGGGACAGGCAUCUUUGUCUUCAUCCUGAGCCUCAUCUUCUGCUGUUACUUCAUCAGUAAACUACGACACCAAGCCCAAAGUGAACGGUUUGGAUACAGAGAAGUAGUUUUAAAGGGAGAUCCAAAAAAGUUGAAUCUUCAUGGGCAGACAUGCGCCGUGUGUUUGGAGGACUUCAAAGUGAAAGACGAGCUGGGGGUGUUGCCAUGCCAACAUGCUUUCCACAGGAGGUGUCUGGUGAAGUGGCUGGAGGUUCGCUGCGUCUGCCCCAUGUGCAACAAACCCAUAGCUGGCCCCCCUGAGCAGCACCACAACAUAGGGACUCUGCUGGAUGAACUGGUGUAACCGCUCAGCAACUGCCAGCCUGGGUGGGACACCGGAGCCCGGCCAGACCAGCUGGUAUACGUUAGCGACUGACAGGAAGAAGGACACUGUUUUGCAGUUCAAACACAGCAAAACACCAACAUGAUGAUAGUAAGUUGGGGUAACCUAGUUACCACCUAGAGGAAGACUCUGAAGAAUGCUGUUGCCUAGCAACCAUGUCUGAGAUGGCAACAGGACACCUUGUGGCGUCAGAGAGAUUAUCUCUAGCCACCCACACAUCACUCCACCACUCCUCUUUCAACAUCCCCCUCUCCAACUGAUCCUUCACAUCUUCUCUCGUUGCCUCGCGUGAGGUUAAUGGCACCACUGAGGGGAAGGAGGCACAGUUGCAUUCUUGGAGUUUAUAGACAAAGCCGGUAGAGCAAGGGUCUUAACGAAGGCCAGGAGAGAAGUAAUACUGUAGCGAAGACAUAGACAGGUUUGACUAAAACUGGUUUGGAAGAAAUAAAAAAAACUUUUUUAAAAGACUUUGCCUAAGAUUAUAAAUUGAAGUCAUACUGGGGAAAAAAAUGACAGAAAAGGUGGAUUCAUGCCUCAUCAGUAGGAUCUAAAUUAUUCAUAGUAGCCAGAAGAAGCAGCUCAAGCUGUAGUCAGCUGGUAGCGAAUUAAUCAGUGUUUUCAUCAAUUCUUUCUCACAAUGCAACAGAUUUUUUGCUGAUACUGAUGCUGAGUGUAAUACCUAUAUUAGUGCCCACCUCUACAGUAAUAUCAUGUACAUACUGUACAUGCUCCAUCUCCACUGGGAUGUUUUAUUGUUCAGACAUGCAGAUGUUUUUAUUGUGUUAAUAUGAAUGGAAGGAACCGACUCCUCCUUCUUCUCUCUGUAAAAGUUUGGUUCUUUGUUGGAAUAUGUUUGGUUUUUUUUAGAUUUUGCACUUUGAAUUCACAAAAAAAAAAAAAAAAAAAAAAAAUUCCAUCCUUCUUUCCUCCUAAAAUGCUAGACUAAGACUUCCAUGCAGCACAGCGGGUCCCUUGUUUAAAGGGGUGGUGAAUGUUUUAUAAAAGUCUAUGAAGUAUCAGAGAUGCUGCAAGAUCUUAAGAUGAGGGAGGCAGCAGUGCUGUUCUGUGAAUUCAUCUGGGAAGCCACUAAAUCUCACUUUCAUAAACAGCUUUUUGGUGGCAUUAUUUAUGGCAAUUCUGUUUUACAUUCCUCAGUUGUAGGGUUGUUGUUGUUGUUGUUUUUUUUUUUUGUUAUUUACAGUGAGUUAGAAAGCAAAACACUGCCUCAAUUGAGCACAAAACUCACACAGCACAUUGUCCCGAUACAGUGGGCACCUGCACUGUAAUUAAAAGCCAAACGCACACGCAUGCACGCAGACACACACAAACACACACACGCACGCACACACACACACGCACACACGUACACACACACACACGCGCACACACAAACAGAGUUGAGCUGUUUAAUUCACAUCCAAGUGCCAAGAAAAAAAAAGACCUGAUGCAUUUUCAGCACAUGAGCAGGAGAAAUGUUCACUCUGAUUCUGGCCACAUUCCACAUUUUGUAAUCCAACAGAUGUAAAUAACUUCAAACAAUAAUAAAUACAGUCUGUUUUGCGCAGCCUCUCUUCCUUCCUAAUUUCCUAAUAUUCUUGUAUGUGGCGCCACCAUCAGGUGAAAUAAUGUAUCAAAAACUAGAAAAUUGGUAUUAUUGUAUGUGGUUCUCAACCUUUCCGGCCUGUGAAAGACUAAACUUUCCUUGUCAAAAUGGUUCAUAUGAGUAGUUUUCAGGGUCCUGGACCAUAUUUAUCAAACUAGUUAAGAAUGAUACUUAAAAAUGUUGAAGUGAGCGUGAUCACCUGAUUGAUCAUAUGUAUGCUCAGGGAAGGAAUAGCCAGUCAGAGAUAUAGAUUGACCACCGACCAACAUUUUAUUUGUGUGAAAUCUUUAAAGAUCUAGGAAUAAUUAAAAUAUGAAAUAAAUGAUUUCAUAUAAUUAUACAUCUAAAUAUGGGUUUGAUAUAAUAUGCAACUGACUGAAAUUGAGAGAAUGAGACAGAAUUGUGCUGCAAGACGUUUUGCUGUUUGUAGACAAGGAACGCCAGAGAAAUUAUUUAACAAGGAGAAUUUAGAACCACACCGCCUAGUGCAGACAAUGAAGA
Messenger RNA from Xiphias gladius (swordfish), 3009 nucleotides. RefSeq names its product ring finger protein 122 (gene rnf122). The record is from RefSeq and is a predicted model, not a curated record. Bases 399 to 866 code for a protein of 155 amino acids. Lineage: Eukaryota; Metazoa; Chordata; Actinopteri; Istiophoriformes; Xiphiidae. The transcript has 6 exons.